Cephus cinctus (wheat stem sawfly) is the source of this 1403-nucleotide messenger RNA. RefSeq names its product lipoyl synthase, mitochondrial (gene Las). Gene Ontology annotation, molecular function: lipoate synthase activity; 4 iron, 4 sulfur cluster binding. Bases 222 to 1313 code for a protein of 363 amino acids. Gene Ontology annotation, biological process: lipoate biosynthetic process. Gene Ontology annotation, cellular component: mitochondrion. The record is from RefSeq and is a predicted model, not a curated record. The transcript is spliced from 6 exons. NCBI's taxonomy places the organism in Eukaryota, Metazoa, Arthropoda, Insecta, Hymenoptera, Cephidae.
UAUUCUCGGCGCUCUUGUCUCAUUUUCGAAUACACCUAUAGUGCUUAUGAAUCUGGACCAGGACUUUGGUCCAGUUUUUACAGUCCUUUUAUAACUGACAAUCUUAUCGAUUUGUUGAAUCUUUAAGACAAACCUUCAAGUCACUUGAUAAUAAGAGAGGCACCAUUUUACGUCCAAAAAUAUGUGAUUGAGUCACCCAAGAAAUUUUUGAAUUCAUAAGGAUGCUGCGCACUGUUAGGAGUAUAGGUUUUAAACCUGCAGGCUUUAGUUUUCACACAGAGUGUACCAAAUGCUCCAAAAGUUUCUCUGAAAAACUUGAAAAUGGUCCUUCGCUGAAGGACUUUGUGACAGAACGGUCAUCUGAAUACGGUGGUAAAUUAAAAUUAGACAAAGGAGAUAGGUCUCGUCUAAGACUCCCACCAUGGUUGAAAACAGAAAUUCCCAUGGGUAAAAAUUAUAGUAGAAUUAAAGAUCAGUUACGUGAAUUAAAAUUGAGUACUGUUUGUGAAGAGGCACGUUGUCCAAAUAUUGGAGAAUGUUGGGGUGGUGGCACUCAUGGAACGGCCACAGCAACUAUAAUGCUUAUGGGUGACACUUGUACCCGAGGCUGUAGAUUCUGCUCUGUAAAAACUGCACGUAUUCCACCGCCGCCAAAUCCUGAGGAGCCUGUUAAUACAGCAAAGGCGAUAACAGAUUGGGGUUUAGACUAUGUAGUUCUUACUUCAGUAGAUAGAGAUGAUUUACCUGAUGGUGGGGCAUCGCACAUAGCAGCAACAGUAAUUGAAAUCAAGAAACGUAGUAAUAUCCUAGUGGAGUGUCUUGUUCCAGACUUUAGAGGAAAUCGUGAUUGCGUGUCGACCGUCGUGCAGGCGAAGCUUGACGUUUUCGCCCAUAACAUAGAAACGGUUGAGCGACUAACUCCAUUCGUUCGGGAUCGUCGUGCAAAUUACCAACAGUCCCUGCGCGUUCUGGAAGCAGCCAAGUCUGAAAAUCCUGAUUUGAUAACAAAGUCAUCGAUAAUGCUGGGUCUUGGAGAAACCGACGAGGAAGUGGAGCAGACCAUGAACGAUUUACGAGCUGCAGGCGUAGAAGCAGUCACCCUAGGACAAUAUAUGCAGCCGACAAAAAGACAUUUAAAAGUUAUUGAAUAUGUUACUCCAGAUAAAUUUAAGUCCUGGGAGAAUUUUGGAAAUGAUCUGGGAUUCAUUUACACUGCUAGUGGACCACUCGUUCGAUCUUCUUACAAAGCAGGCGAAUUUUUCCUCACAAAUGUUAUAAAAAAUCGAACGAAAAAUAUUGAUCAGAGCAAUUAAUAGUACCUUUUACCGAUAAUGUAAAUAACUAGUCGAAUGAAAAUUGUGUAUAAAUGUAACUAUAAAAUACAAAGUUAACUAAACCCAUAA